GGAUGUUCACACGGGAGAGGAGGAGGAGGAGGAGGGGAGAAAGGCAGAGUGGAGGGACUUUCAGAUUUUGAGCUUAUUCCUUAUGAUGUUCCCAUUCUGAGCUGUGAUGGCAGUGGUGGUUGCUCAUUUAUAGGGUCAUGUUUGCUGUUUUGAUGGACCAUUUUGAUGUGACAAGUGGACUUAUUGUUUGAGGCAGCUGUGGAAGUAAAGAUGAGUAACGUGGAAGUGGAGGACAGCAUCAUGUCAUACCUGUCACAGAGUGAGACCGACACCAGCCCCAAAGACUUGAAUGUAGUGGUCAUGCUCCAUAACUUCUGGGAGCAGAGACAGACAGGUGGGUUAAAUGGUUCCUCCAGUGAAUCAGAUGGUUCUGUAGCCAUCCAGACAGAGAGCUUGCUGCUGUAUGAGUCUGCACCGUCCCCUGGUCCUCCAUACGUCUGCUAUGUCACCCUGCCUGGAGGAAGCUGCUUUGGUAACUAUAAGGUGUGUGACACUCAGGCAGAGGCUCGGAGGGAUGCAGCUCGCGUGGCCCUGAUGAACUCACUUGUGAACGAGCUGCCGUGUCGACGUAUUAACCCUCAGUUCAUCGCUCAGAGUUUACAGCAGGCGGCCACAGACAGUGCUGUCUCUAUAGAAGAUGCUUGUGAUUCAAGCACCAGUAUAGGGACCUACAGUUUGCUGCUCCACUCCUACAUAGGAAGGACCAUGCUUGAGUUCCAGGAGAUGAUGACAAUUUUCCAGUUGUUGCAGUGGAACGGGACACUGAAGGCUCUGAGGGAAAGGCAGUGCUCUCGACAGAGUGUGAUUUCCUAUUACUCUCAGCGAGGACUUGAUGAGUACAUGCGCAGCAGCAUGGCUCUGGAUUGGCUCGGACGGGAGCAGAGGUUACCGGGUCGACUCGGGGAGGAGCUGCAGGUGGCGCAGAGGGAGCUGGUGUUGGCCCGGCGGCGAGGCAUAGAGCUGCGCUUCUACAAGGAAAAGACAGAGAUCCUCAGCUUGGCUCUAAGUCAAGCAUACACUCACCACACACCUGAGGACUACAGCGAGGCGCCCAGUCACACAUACAAGCAAGAGCAGCUUCCUUUACACACAUUAUACAGCCAGGACACGGAAGUCCAGAUAACUCCACCAUACAGUCCUUCACCAACCCUCCAUAAAAAGCAAACAGUCUUACAAACCUCUGGCAAACACAUGCCCUACUAAAAGUCCUUCACCGUGCUCAGACUUAUGUGCCUUUAAAUGACUUUGAAAAGACUGAAGCAGAAGGUAGAGGAUGGAAGUUGUCAUUUGAAUGAGCUAAAACUCUGCCACUGGAAAUUUGCAUCUGUUUGGGAGAACAGAACAUAUCAAGCAUGGUCAUGGUCUUCAGGUUUAGUGUACACAUAAGUGUUCUGUAAGCAAAAGAAUUACAGCUAUUGUGUUAAAUUUUGUAGUAAUACUGUUCUAACCUUAUUAACACUCUUUUGUGACCAUAGAACUUAAAGCUAUGUGUAGUGUAUUUACAACUUUAACCAAAAGAAAUACAGCAGUUAAAUGAUUUAAAUCCAUUAGCAGAGAAUGUUGGUAAACUGUAGCAGUGACCAUCUAUCUAUGUUUGUACAAAGAGCAUUCUAUUUCACUGCCUUAGCUUUUAUGUAAGUUCAGUGAUGUCUUUUUGAGAAGUAUAUUAUGAUACACAAUGUGAGUUUUAAAAUUAUAUAUUAAGCCUAUGAACUGCUUCAUCUACCAGCAACUCAGUACUUUUUCAUGCCUCACUCUUCCUUUCUCCUUCUCUGUCUAGCAUGCCAUCUGGCUUGUCAAUUUUCUAAAUGGAAAUUACUUGCCAGGGCGCUUCAGCAUACUGACUGACUGUGUGACAUGUUGGAUGACGUGUUGGCUGGAUGCUAUGAGAGUUUGUCAUGAUUGUGACACACAUGUAUUUGAUAAUGUCAGAGAGCAGCUGGAGAUACAAUACAAUCUGGUUUGUAGUAUCAUGAAAUAGAGGAUGGCUGGUCACGUCAACUGCAGCUAUAAUUAUGAUAAAUGAUCAUGAUAAAAUCUUUGGUUUGGUUGGGUGGUGGGUGUAAAUGCAUUUUAAAGGGAAAUGUUUUUGUUUGUUUUAAAAAAAAAUCAUUAUAAUAUACAUUUGUAAAUAAAUGUUUUCUGUGACUCAUGACUUGUCAUGUGCAUUCAUAUUAAACCAACUCUGA
This is a messenger RNA of Perca fluviatilis (European perch), 2189 nucleotides long. Its product is annotated as protein limb expression 1-like. The coding region runs from base 211 to 1203 and encodes 330 amino acids. Gene Ontology annotation, cellular component: cytoplasm. Gene Ontology annotation, biological process: autophagosome maturation. The transcript is spliced from 6 exons. The record is from RefSeq and is a predicted model, not a curated record. Lineage: Eukaryota; Metazoa; Chordata; Actinopteri; Perciformes; Percidae.